AUGUCGUCGCCAACAAACUCGACAUUUACGAAUUCUUCUCCACCCCGCGAAAACCGCUGGAAUGGACCAGCUUCAACAUGGCAACAACUCACAGAAGAAGAACGUGGUUUGGCGGCCUCGCUGGAUGAACUUCGGAAUAGAGAUUUGAGCCUUCACUUAUAUAAUGCUUUCGCAUUGAAAAAGCGAGCCAAAGAUUUCAAUGCUCAUGGAACUGUUCAUGGGGAAGAUGAGGAUCAAGAUGACUCAAAUGGAUUUGCACCUUCCAAAAAGUGGACUGCAUGGCCAAUUGAAGCGACGGAGGUCCCAAGGGAAGGCGAGCAGAUAGGCCCGGAUGAUAGUGAUGAAGUUUUUACUCUGAGAAGAAAGGAGUUUACAAAACUGAGUAGGGACUUGGAAGAUGAAUUGAUCGGGGUCACAUUAAAGUAUUCAAGAGAGAAAUUUUUGCAACGGGAGACCGCCGAGGACCACGAAAAACAAGUCGAAAAUAGUGUUACAGAGGAAAUGAAUAUUGAUGAACGGCAACAAGAGCAGUCGGAAGAUCCCGAGAUUGGAGAAGAUGGUGUUAGAAAAUCAUCGGAGCCACCUGUAAUCACAACUAUUCUCCGGCCCGAGAUAUCAGCUGAUGACGAGCGUUCCCGAGAAAUAUUGCGCCCAUCAAUCAGGCAUACCCUUUCGAAAUUGGAUGAUAUCUUGAUGGCUUUGCACCAUGCGCGAAAAACCUGCCGACAGUAUGCCGCUCAAGCUGAGUUCGAUACGGAUGUGGAGUCUCGUUCACGUGCAACUAGCAUAGCAGGUGAUGCUACAGAUAGAGAUUCGCCUGUUAAAAAGCCAGUGGGUCGGCCACGCAAACUUCAAUCCAUUGAUCCUGCAACCGUCCCUCUGUUUACCCCAAAUGAAAAUGGCCUUGACGAUCCCGAACUUUGGCGAGUAAAGAAAACUCAUCGAGGACGACCGAAGAAAAUUUAUGAGAGAUUAGAGGGCGAAACCCAGCAUGAAUAUCUCACUCGGAUUGCCAGAAUUCAGAAGAAACCCCUGCCAAUUUUCGCUCCACCAAUAGCGCCAAGUACGCCUAAGCGUGAAAGAACACCCGCCUCUGUGUCUCCUCAAAAAUCGCCUAGAAAGCUUUCAGAAAAGAAACGCAAGCAGAUGCUAGGUCUCAGGGAUUGGAGCGAGGUACUAGGAUCUGCUGCAUUAGUUGGAUUCUCGCCGAAUGUCAUUGCUAGGGCUACGCAAAGAUGUGCGGAUCUUUUUGGGGAGAAUAUGAUAAUGAGGACAAUGGUUGAGGGUCCUGUUGUAGGAGGAAAGGACGAUAAAGUAACAGAAUAUUACCCAGGAAUGAUUCCCGAUCUUGAUGAAUCUGAAGAAUCCGGAGCGUCUCUCGAUGAAGAUGAAGACGCAUCGUCGGAUUCAGCUUCCGAUACGGAAAACGCGGAUAGCAAAGGUCGUCCUCCCAUGAAGCGAAAUGCUUCACGUAUUGACAGCGAUGAAGAGAUGAAUGGAGCAGUACAUACUGAUAGAUUUCUCAAGCCGCUCACCGGGAAGAGAGGAUGGCGGGGUAUCGAUAAGGAGAAGAGAAAACGAAGCAAAUCGGGGGUGGAAAUGGGAGACCGGGAACAAGUAUCUGAUGAGGAGGGGGAGGGUGAAGCGUCGGGUUCAUACUCAGAAUCGGACCUGGAAAUGCAGGAAGAGGUCGAGGGCGGAGAUUAUGGUAGCGAACAUUGA
Molecule: messenger RNA, 1722 nt
Organism: Botrytis fragariae
Lineage: Eukaryota; Fungi; Ascomycota; Leotiomycetes; Helotiales; Sclerotiniaceae
Product: putative rna polymerase i specific transcription initiation factor protein
Exons: 1
Coding region: 1-1722 (573 amino acids)
Biological process (GO): N-terminal peptidyl-methionine acetylation
Cellular component (GO): NatB complex
Molecular function (GO): protein-N-terminal amino-acid acetyltransferase activity
Source: RefSeq, a predicted model, not a curated record